This is a messenger RNA of Argiope bruennichi, 1521 nucleotides long. RefSeq names its product cytoplasmic dynein 2 light intermediate chain 1-like. Bases 368 to 1387 code for a protein of 339 amino acids. The transcript has 14 exons. Gene Ontology annotation, molecular function: dynein heavy chain binding. Lineage: Eukaryota; Metazoa; Arthropoda; Arachnida; Araneae; Araneidae. Gene Ontology annotation, biological process: intraciliary transport involved in cilium assembly; intraciliary retrograde transport. The record is from RefSeq and is a predicted model, not a curated record. Gene Ontology annotation, cellular component: cytoplasmic dynein complex; ciliary basal body; axoneme.
UUGAGAAAUGUUAAAUAAUACUUUUAAAAUUAUUGCCAUGAAGAACAUUUAGGCAUUGAGAUAAUUUAAUACUCGGUAUCAAUUGGUUUCUCAUCCUAUAAAUAUUCGUUUUGUAGAACUAAUAUCCAAACUUGAACGACUUUGUUACUAUGACAACUGAUUUGUUGCACUCAUGAAUAGUUUAUCUAUUAGUACACUCGUGGAGUUUUCAUGUUUAUAAAAAGAUAAGAUACUUAAACAUUUUGUUUUUAAAUAGGAAUAAAAUGAGAUUGAUGCUGAAUACUUUGACUAUCAAGAAAAAUGAUGGAAAAUUAAUUUACCUAUAUUCAUAUAUAGUGAAUGCAAUUUAUUAUUAAAUGAAGAUUAUAUGAUGACGAAAAGUUUGUGGGAUAUUGCUGUAGAACAGCAUAGAGAGAAUGAAAGAGAAAAUAAAGAUAAGAAGGACUCUGUUCUGUUGCUUAUUGGCAGUAAAAAAGGAGGAAAAUCAUCCAUAUGUUAUAAAUUCUUAGAAAGGACAGAGACACCAAAGAGCAGUUUAGCCUUAGAAUACUUAUUUGGGCGUAGAAACAAAGGAAUUGAAUCUGGAAAAGAAAUCUGCCAUAUUUGGGAGUUAGGUGGAGGUACACUUUUCAUGGAUCUUCUUGAAAUUCCUAUUACGCCUGAAAAUUUAUGGAAUUUGUCUGUUGUUCUUGUGCUGGAUCUAUCUAAAGCUGAGGAAUUAUGGUACACAAUGCAAACUUUGUUAGAUGCAGUCAAGAAGCAAAUUGAUCGAGCGCUUGAGUCAUCCAAAGAUCCAAAAGCAAAAGAUAAAUUACUUGAAAUUGCUAAAAGUAGAAUUCCUAAUGGACAUGAGGAUUUCUCAGCCAUUGAACCAUUUCCAGUUCCACUUUUAAUUAUAGGAUCAAAGUAUGAUCUCUUUCAGGGUGAAGAUUUUCAAAAAAGGAAACUUAUAUGUAAGAGUCUGAGAUAUACUGCUCAUACAUAUGCUGCUUCACUUAUGUUUACUUCAACUAAGUCUGAAACAUUGAUAACAAAAGCCAGAGUCUCUAUUAGUGCUAUGGUUUUUGGUACAUCUUCUAGCAAAACAACUGUAUCAGAUCACAAUAAACCCCUCUAUAUUUGUGCUGGUGCUGAUUCAUAUGAGUCUAUUGGUUCUUUCACUACACUAAAUGUUGAAAAUAAAACUUUGCCUAGGUCUCUUGAAGCUGUCAAGAAUAUUUUUUCAUCCCAUUUUCCACAAGUGGAAAGUCGAAAUAUAAUUCCCGAUGAUCCUGCCAGUGAUCCUCAUUUCAAAGAACCUGAUAUAGACAACAUGAGAGCUCAAAAGAAAAAAGAGCUGGUAGAAUACAAGAAGAAACAAAAAAGUAUUUACAGAUUAAAUAUAUGAUUUGUAAUGUGAGAAUUUUUGCUCUUCUAGUCAUUUCCUAUUUAUUUAAACUAAUAAAUUUAAAAAAAUUAUGAAAAUUCUAAUUUGCUGUUUGUUAAUAAAUAAACCAACAACUAUAAGUUAUUACUCAUUGA